Molecule: messenger RNA, 609 nt
Organism: Melampsora larici-populina 98AG31
Lineage: Eukaryota; Fungi; Basidiomycota; Pucciniomycetes; Pucciniales; Melampsoraceae
Exons: 1
Coding region: 1-609 (202 amino acids)
Source: RefSeq, a predicted model, not a curated record
AUGCAAAAAAAGACCUCUAAGCGUAAGUUCUCGGCCGACAUCCCGCUGGUAUGCAAGGAAGACGACCCAAUACGUCUCAGUGUUCCCAAGAUCGACCUCACUGUGAUGCUUAUGGGAAACUUCCAGUUUCUUUUUCGAAAAACUUAUCCCACUGGAUCUCAUAUGACACCUGAAUCCCUGUUUGAUCAUGAAGAUGCAUGGCAAAUUGUUAAGAACUACGAAGCUAUCCACAAUGGGGUCUUUUUACGUGAGAUUCUAGGAGGUGAGACACUCCCGGCUCAGUUUGAAAUGGUCCACAAAUGUAUAGACAUGUGGAUGAAAUCUCCGGUGUAUCUCAAGCAUAAAGAAGAGCUGGAGGAAGAAAUCAUACAAUAUGAACAAGAGAUUCUCGAUAUGGAACUUAUUGAAGAGGAGCACAGAGAGCAAAAGCAACUCAAACAAGUAGCACAAGAAGAAAAGAAGGCAGUGAUUGCCGAACGCAAGCGUAUACGACAUGAAAAGGAACUUGAGAAACAGCGAGAUAAGGAAAUAAAGAUGAAACAGCGACAACAGGACCUUGAAAGCACGGUCAGUCUCGCAUGGUCGAUCUAUUCAUCUUCAUUAUGCUGA